This is a messenger RNA of Aspergillus puulaauensis, 987 nucleotides long. Its product is annotated as PAPA-1-like domain-containing protein. The transcript is spliced from 3 exons. Gene Ontology annotation, biological process: chromatin remodeling. The record is from RefSeq and is a predicted model, not a curated record. Gene Ontology annotation, cellular component: Ino80 complex. The coding region runs from base 1 to 987 and encodes 328 amino acids. Lineage: Eukaryota; Fungi; Ascomycota; Eurotiomycetes; Eurotiales; Aspergillaceae.
AUGCCGCCAAGCAAGCUUCGUGAAGCAACUGGCGGUAGCUCGCGAAGUGCUGCGUCGAGGCGCUCACAUAAUGUGUUUACUGAUAACCCUAUUGUGAGCGGACCCCGCACCAGCAGAUCAAAGAGAAGGGUAGUGGAGGUGGAAUCUAGCGAAGAAGAAGAAGAAGACCUGGAAGACCAGGAAGAAGAUGAGGUUGACGAUGAAGAUGCACCCGGGGAGGAUGAUGAAGAUGAGGACGCCGACGGCGAUGUGGACAUGGAUGACGCCCCGCCUCAGCCUCCAGUAUCAAGAAGGAACGCAAAGGCUGCUGCAACCUCUGCACCCAGCAGGAAACCGGCCAAGAGCGUCGAGGCGAAAGAAAUGGAGCUGGACGAGGAAGAGGAAGAAGACGAAGAGGACGAAGAAGAAGAGGAAGAGCUUUCUGAGCCGGAUUCGGAUGCAGAUGGCGAGCCAGACGACCAAGAAGAGGGCGUGACGAUUACUCUAAAUGAUGGUGAAGAGCCAGAUGAUGAUGAAGAGGAUGACGAAGAUCUCGACAGCGAAGAUGGAACACCCGGUGACACCAGCAAAAUGACCAAGCGACAGAGGGGCAACUUGGGCAACGACUUCUUGCAACUGCCUAUGGAACCGCAAAUAAAGAAGCACCUGACAGCGGAAGAGCGAGCGAUGCGCCGUACUGAAAUGGCCCGACGUCGAAAGAACCUUAGUGAGAAGCGGAACGAAGAAGAAAAGAUGGAUACAAUCAACAGGCUUCUACGGAAACAGGCGCCAAAACGUCGUGGACGAAUUCCUGCUGCUGAAGCCGCCGAAAACGCUGCUGCGGACCAGGAAACGGCAGUACCGGAAUACGAACCCGUGGACCCGACCAUGGUGAGAUUCGUCAGUGGCCGUGGAGGGAGCAAAGUUGCCGUGCCAGAAGAAUGGAUCGGAGCUCCUGCGGGACGUAUAUUUGGAGGGACUCCGAGGAAACUCGUUGAGGAAAUAUAA